Leucoraja erinaceus (little skate) is the source of this 6262-nucleotide messenger RNA. RefSeq names its product dorsal inhibitory axon guidance protein b (gene draxinb). The transcript is spliced from 7 exons. Gene Ontology annotation, biological process: Wnt signaling pathway; axon guidance. Lineage: Eukaryota; Metazoa; Chordata; Chondrichthyes; Rajiformes; Rajidae. The record is from RefSeq and is a predicted model, not a curated record. The coding region runs from base 1970 to 3025 and encodes 351 amino acids. Gene Ontology annotation, cellular component: extracellular region.
UGGGUGCCCCUGAGCUGAUGCUCAUCAAGGAGGGACUGUUCUUGCCAAUUGCUGAUUAGGUUCUGCUGAUGAGGCAGUCGAGGAUCCAGUUGCAAAGGGAUGCACCGAGACACAGUUUCUUGUGCUUGGUAACAAGUUUGAAUGGGAUGUUGGUGUUGAACGCCAAGUUGUAGUUUAUGAACAACAGCCUGAUGUAUGUGUUUUUAUUGUCCAAGCAGUCCCAUGCAGAGUGGAAAGCCAGAAAGAUCGCAUCCCCAUUGAUCUAUUGUGAUGGUUGGCAAUUUGUAGAACAGGGGAGCAAAUGGAAGAAUUUUAUAAUGUUAACGUUUUUAUUUGUGAAGGAUACUGAAAGGCAUAAGGUUCUCAUUUUGUAAGUUCAAAAAGGAAUUCAGAAACAUGUUCUUUACCAAACUGGUUGGAAUGAAACCCCCCUUGAGCAAGCUGAUGUGCUUUAUACAGAUGAAUUUCAGAGGAAGCUUGACUGUUAAAAGCAUAACUGAAUAGAAGUGUAUACUGAUAGAGUAAAUUGAAAUGUGAUAGAAUGGGGACUUUCUAAACCCUAUUGCUCAGUACAGAUAAAUUAAGUCCGAUGGCCUGUUUUAGAGCAGGAUAGUCACAGUGAUUACUUUUAGUAGUAAAAAACAAAAUUAAAACUCCCAGUCUGCAUUCCCUCCCUCUCCGAUGCCACUUAAGUGCCCAGACACUUAAAUGUUCAGGGAAAAGUGCUGUCCAGCCAGUGACUUCUGCGUUGCUUUCGUUUAUUUGUUCUCUAUUAUUAUUUGCCACCCAUAAAAUAAAGCAGGUAUCUCCAUCAUCAGCUAGCAGGUAAGUUUAAUUUAAUCACAUUUUCUUGUCGUUUAUUUCGGUUUAAAUAACCUCCGUUUUUUCCUACCAAGCAAUUUUCCUAUAAUCGCAUUUACCUGCUUAGUUUGAAUUUUAGGAAUGUGCUUCUCUGUCGAGCACUCCAGAUAACCAAGUUCCACCGCUGUUGAACGCUUCAACAGCCAAAGCCUAUAUUGCAUUUGUCCACUCGCAUUAUGGUCAUAUAUGUGUGUCAGGCCCAUUCAGAUUAAUUGUUUCAGUUUGUAGAAGGGUUCCGACCCGAAACGUCACCCGUCUUUUUUUCUCCAGAGAGGCUGCCUGAGCCGCUCAGCUACUCUAGCACUUGUGUCUAUCUUCGGUAUAAACCAGCAUCUGCAGUUCCUUCCUACACCUGUUUAUGAAUCAUGGGUCUACAGUACAACUGCUGUGACUGUACGUCCUCGUUUAUAUUCGUUUUCCCGAAUGAAACCAUUAAUCUUUGAGAUCUCUUUUACCAGUUAGCAUUUAUUCUGAAUCGGGUACCUAGUCUCUAAAAUCUCUUUGUUCAUCGGUCCUCAUUCCUUCUUUAAAUUUGUCUCCCACGUUUAGGCGCUACCUCUGUGCGAUGCGUCUCAGCUAGUUGGUCCAUUCUCAUCUAACGGCUGAUGUAUAAUGUCAGCCGCUUCCAACUUCUCUCCGAAGAUAUUUCUUGGUUUUAUUUUUCUAUUUCCAAAAUAUUUUAGACAUCUGAGUUGAUUCACCGUUACCUGGGCGACCACAUAACGGUUCUACGUGCCCCGACCAGUUUCUCAUCCAAAACACCAGGAUCCCUUCAACUGCAGUGUCUCACGUGUUAACCAACCCCUUCAUCUCUCUCCAUUCACCUUCACAGCAAGGUUCAGACAGCGAACCUCUUGCUUGGACAUGAUCUCCGCGCCUCUGUUCGUAUCUUCAUUUGUGUUUAUCUUGUUGCAUUUCUUCCUUCCUUCAGUUUGUGCCCGCCCCUGUCUAUCGCUGACAUCAUCGUCGGGAGCGCGCCCGCGGAGCGCGCAUCUUCAUUCCUCUCCCAGCCUCUGAGAUACUGGAUCUUCGCUUCUAUCGGGUUGCCGGAGCGGCCGCUCUCCGCGUCCCGUUUCCGGGUAAUAGGCAGUUCAAUCAUAAAAAGGAAAUGGCACGGUGGUACCUCAUGCCUCCUUUCCUCUUCAUCCUGGCGUUUGAUGCUCUGAGUCAGGUUUGUGCUCUGGAAGCUGACAACAGAGAUAAGAAGAGCAUACAGCAACCAUCUGACAGCAGCAACAAUCUGAAGAAACAUGACUCCUGGCCAGACCAGCCCAGACCAGGGCGCAAGCAUGGUACCCAGAGGAAGGAAAAAGCCAACACAAUGGUGACCAGAGUGAUGGAUGGAGACAGGCCAGAUGGAGAUGGUGUGGGAUUGGAGAGUCUGACACCAGUACGUGUGGAGACAGACAGUCUGGAGAGAGCAGCCAUACUGGAGGAGGGAGCUAUAGAUCAGAGUGGCCAGUUUUAUCCUCAAGAACUAGAAAAUUACCGCACAGUGGAAUCUGCAAAUAAAGGGAAAAAACACCACAGAGAUCACAAGAAACACAAUCGAAGAGAGCGAGCCCGACAGAAUAAAGUGAAAGUAUCAGAAGCUGCGUUAAUCUCAUCCAUAAAGGGUAUAACACAAGGCAAGGUGAAGGAUGAGCUUUCCACAAGGCCCCUGACGAUGUCCAGCGGUGCGGUGACCAGCACUUUGCUGACCACCAUUACAACAGAGGAAGUUCCGGCAGUAAAGACCAGACAGCAAACCAGAGAACAGGCUGGAGUAAGAACAGUCGCUGAGGUAAACCCCACACUCGACAUGACGCUCUUUGACUGGACAGAUUAUGAAGACAUGAAGCCAGAUAUGUGGCCUUCAGCAAAGAAGAAAGAUAAGCGUCGCAGCAAGAAUCUGAGUAAUGGGAACAUUACGUCUGUGGCUGAAGUAGAGCCGUGUGAUCAUCACCUUGACUGUCUGCCUGGUUGGUGCUGUGAUCUCCGACAGCACAUCUGUAAAGCCCAUAACCGCGGCCUCAAUAACAAGUGCUAUGAUGACUGCAUGUGUGCAGAAGGUCUCCGCUGCUAUGCCAAGUUUCACCGAAACCGGAGAGUUACUCGAAGGCGAGGGCGUUGUGUGGAACCUGAUUCAAUCAACGUUGAUCACGGAUCAUUCAUUACGGUCUGAAAAGACGAGACGGAAUCCAGCUUAAUUGGUCCAUGCAACCAGUCAAAAAAUGAUCUCAAAGUAAAAAGUGGCUAAAAUCUUGAUGAUUCCAACAUAUGCCUGAUAGACCAAGAGCUGCCUGGAAUAUACACUCCCAUGUCAUUCCACAUCUAGCCCAUCCAUUCCACUGUCAAACUCAUACCCAACAUUACAAUCAGCAUUCUCCUGUUUCCCCAACAUCAGUCAGUACCAUCCAACACGCUAUCUUUGCAAUACAUUGUACCCACUCAUACCCAAUAAUUCAAUGUGACAAUUCUAUUCUCCUACAAUGAACCAGAAACUCCAUAAGUUCAAUCAACAUACAAGAUAUACUGCAGUUGUAACCAAUAUCUCACCACUCCAAUCAAAUAUACUUAACUCAUAAUCUGUGUCCCAUAACUAUAAUCCUAUUUUCCUCGCUGGUCCAAUUUAAUUUUUCCAUUCAUCCUGAGAAUUCCAUUAGCACAAUUCCGCUUUCAUUUCACACUUUUUACCCAUUAGUUAAGCAUCACAAUCCAAAACCCCCAAUCAUAUUCAAUAUCCUUUAUGCCACAUUAACAUUUCCACUCAUAGCCAGUAUCCAGAACCCUAUCACAACAAUACAACAUUCAUACUCAAGCUACCACCUCCACCUAUACAUAUUACCUAGCUUUCCAUUAAUGCAAUCCAGCACCCAAAUCUAAAUACCAUCAUUUCAAUUCUAUGCCCCCACUAAUACCCAUUACUGACUACUGCCGCCAUUGCUUCCAUUGCCCCAUUAAUACCCAUGUCUUCAUACUAAUCCACCAUUCCCACGUACUCAGUACAUAUCACUUUAAUCCACUAUCCUCCACUAUUGCUCCACUACUCAAUAAUUCAUCACUAUAAUUUAGUAAACCUUCAUACACCAUUACUUGUUGUUGUUUUGAUAGUCUGCUCCUGGCUAUUACGAUUAAUGUUCAAAUUAACAUUUGUAUGCAAUGUUUAUAAAUUGAUCUUAAUGUCAUUUUGAGAAAAGGUAGCUAGAACAAACUGCAGUACCCUGACUCCACUAAUGAUGCAUAACAUUAUGCUGUCAACAUUUAUUUCCGAGAAGCCUCUCUACUGUACACUCAAUCAACUUCCACCUAAGGCUACCCCCCACCAGGCCAUCAUCUGGCAGAUUCUCCUGCCCCACCCCCCCCCAUCAUGUGUUGCUCUUUACCAAGAAACUGUCUAUCUCCCUAAUCAUACAAUCACCAUACACAUAAACCUCCUCAUUAUGAUAUUCUUGCCCCUUUAAUAUCUUGAGAUACGAAGUGUGCCCUGGAUUACUCUGCCACUUUUUAAUGCCAGUUAAACAAAUACCCACCAGAGAACUUUCAUUGCUCCUGCAAUAGAAUCAAGCUUUUAAAGCAAAAUGUAGCUCUGCUCCAGUUCAAGCCUGCAAUCUACUCUAUUUGUUGCGUUGUGUACAGUUAAUCCACAUGAAUCUAGCAGCCUAAUCCUACCCAUUUUAAUUUAAGCCUCCUUGGAUGCUGUAUCUGCUGGCAUCUUUCCCGACUGAUUAUUGGUUCUGUGUGAGUCUAGACUUUACAAUUAAGUAAACGAGAGACACAAGGAAUUGCAAACACUGGAAUCUGAGCAAAACACAAGGUGCUUGAAUAUCUCAGUGGAUCAGGCAGUAUCUGUGGAGGGAAUGGACAGUCGACAUUUCAGAUUGACAAGUUGACUAUGGAAUGCUAUAUUUGCCCCAUUCUCAUGUGACAUUUGGGUUGCCUACUAAUCAGAAACACUGGGACACAAUCAUCUCCCAAAGCCGACUUAGACCAAGGUGGUGUGAUGUUAAUAGGACUGCAUGUACAACAUAAAUCGUUUAUGGACAGACUUCAGAUAGAUGAUAAUAAUCAGCAGGUUUGCCGUUCUCAUUCUGGGGAGGAAUGCUGCUGCCUUCCCAAACCGGUGGCCAAAUGACUUCCAUUCCAUAGCAAUGAUUCAUUCAAUGAUCAUGGAAGUUUCGCAAAUACUUAAGAACAGUUAGAACCUGAAACCAACCAUAAGCUCAGCACAGGCUAAAAUGCAACAAUAUAAGAAAAAAAAUAGUUGCUUGUCUCUUUGUUUUUUGUUGUCGUUGAAUUGAAGCAUGCCAAGUAGCAUCAUCGAGUAUUGAUGCAGACUCUGUGUAAUAUUUAAUACCAUCGCCAAUGAGGUGCGAUCACUUGAGGAACAGCUGGCCUUUCCUAUUUUCAGACCACUGCAUUAAUUUAUGUUACUAGACAUUUUUACAAUUAUUUUACAAUUUCUGUCCUGUCUGAAAAAGGGUUCCAACACAAAACAUCACCUGUCCAUUUUAUCCAGAGAUGCUGCCUGACUCGCUUAGUUAUUCCAACAUUUUGUGUCUAUCUUUAUUUUCUGUCGCUUGAUUCAAAAAUUAUUUCACAAAUGUCUUACUACCUUUCUAAUUUGUGUAAUAAUCAAGAAAAGGAUAACGUUUACAAAUAGUGAAAGCAAUCAGCAGAUUGAUACAGAAUGGAGACUCGCCACGUCAGCUUUAGACACUGUGGAAAAGUAUCUGCAAUUUUCUAUUUCAGUGUGCAAGUGACUCAUAUCCUGUAACUCAGACAAAUAUGCUGAUUGUCUACUGUGACAUUGGAUAAUCUUACAGAAACGGUCUGUAAGGCUCAUGCCAGAGAUGAUACAUCCUCCAUUAAUAGCAGUUCAUUUCAGCCAGUCUCCUGUCUUGUAAGGUGCCAUCAAGUCAGUGUUGACUCCUGGUGACCUCUCAGAACGACCUACCCCAAAAAUACAUCUUGAAUUUGCUGCAUAGACAUACUAGUGGAUUUUUGACUCCAUGCAUCCACUUUUUUUGCAGCCACAUUCUUCUGUUUUCUUCCAGUUGUAUUAAAACAGCGUAAUAAAGAUAUCACUGGAAACAGGAGAAUGUGAUGUGAGAAUCUCCACCUGUGAGUAACUAGACGGAGACACAAGAAACUGCAAAUGCUGGAAUCUUGAGUAAAAAACAAAGUGCUGGAGGAACUCAGUAGAUCAGGCAACAUUUGUGGAGGAAUAUACGGGCAACAUUUUGGUUUGCGGCCCUUCCACAGACUAUAGGAAUGUAACUCGCAUAAAGCCACUUUUAAAAAUAAAGUGCUUAAGAAGGAACUGCAGAUGCUGGAAAAUCGAAGGUAGACAAAAGUGCUGGAGAAAUUCAGCGGGUGCGGCAGCAUCUAUGGAGUGAAGGAAAUAGGCAACGUUUCAGGC